UCAAUGUUCGCAUUUUUAUUGUUUAUUGCAUUCACUAGUGCAACUAAUAUCAUUCUUGAUUUGGAUCAAGAAGUAAAAGAUACUAAUAUCUACGGUGUAUUUUUAAAGAACGAAGCUAGUCCUGAAAAGCUUGAAGAAGCUGAAGAAAAAGAAAAAAGUAGCUCAGCAAAACCAGAAUCAAGUUCAAAUGAAGAUAAUGAAGAUGAUGAAGAUGAAAAAGCAAGUUCAAGUGAUAACUCAGAAUCAAGCUCAAGUGAUAAACCAGAUAAUAAACCAGAAGCAAGUUCAAGUGAUAAACCAGAAGCAAGUUCAAGUGAUAAACCAGAUAAUAAACCAGAAGCAAGUUCAAGUGAUAAACCAGAUAAUAAACCAGAAGCAAGUUCAAGUGAUAAACCAGAUAAUAAACCAGAAGCAAGCUCAAGUGAUAAACCAGAUAAUAAACCAGAAGCAAGCUCAAGUGAUAAACCAGAUAAUAAACCAGAAGCAAGCUCAACUAAUAAACCAGAAGCAAGCUCAACUAAUAAACCAGAAGCAAGCUCAACUAAUAAACCAGAAGCAAGCUCAACUAAUAAACCAGAAGCAAGCUCAACUAGUAAUUCAAAUGAUAAAUCAGGAAGUAGUUCAGAUAACGAUAAUAAUAACCUUGAUGCUGCAUCAAGUCCAUUCAUUGUUUUCUGUGCUAUCAUUAUAGCUAUCAUCUUCUAAAUGAAGUUAUUUGACUUUAGUC
Entamoeba histolytica HM-1:IMSS is the source of this 727-nucleotide messenger RNA. RefSeq names its product serine-rich protein. The record is from RefSeq and is a predicted model, not a curated record. The transcript has a single exon. Bases 4 to 705 code for a protein of 233 amino acids. Lineage: Eukaryota; Evosea; Mastigamoebida; Endamoebidae.